This is a messenger RNA of Leucoraja erinaceus (little skate), 1359 nucleotides long. RefSeq names its product F-box only protein 24-like. Lineage: Eukaryota; Metazoa; Chordata; Chondrichthyes; Rajiformes; Rajidae. The record is from RefSeq and is a predicted model, not a curated record.
GCUGCCUGCCAGCACUUUACAGCACAAACAGCUGAAAUAAUGACAUGUGUGUGGUUCGCACUGGGCAAACGCAGAUCACAAUCGGUCCUCUGCAACGUGACGUGAAUCAAACAUUAUACCUGCAGAGGGGAAAGAUCAUGUCGAGCAGAGCCAAGCUUCCAAAAUAUUCCCGAUUCAAUAGGAAUGAGGGGCCACCCAGUGUGAAGCGGACUCGAUUGUGUUUCCCAAGGAUGGACGGGUCGGAGUUGACCGCAGGAGCCACCAAAAAGGACAGAACAGGUCCGUUCUCCAUCCUCUCCAUCCCUCCCGAGUUAGUGAGUAUCCGCGUAUAAUGCAAGAGGAUGCCUCACCUUCACCUAAACCAGCUGCAAUCUUGUUUGGACCAGAUCAUUGCGGACCCUGUCUGUGCGGGACGUGGUGAUGCUCGGACAGACGUGUCGGUAUCUGCACGGAUUCUGCAGCAAUGAGGCCGUGAAACGCAUCUGUCGACGUCUGGCCCCGCGGCUCAACGGGCACGACAGUGGGCAGGCCAGCUUCUGGAAACGGGCGUCUGUACUGAACUAUACCAAGGGUCUGUUUUUCCAGACGUUUGGGGGCCGCAGGAAGACGGUGAGCCGCACGGUGGCCCCGCACCUGUGGCACGGUUACUGCAAGUUCAUCCCCACCAAAGACAACGUGUUUAUCCUGGACUACAGCGGCACGCUCUUCUUCCUCAAGAACGCUCUCGUCUCCUCCAACCUCGGGCAGAUCCAGUGGAAGCGAGCGUGUAGAUAUGUGGUCCUGUGUCGCAACGUCAAGGAUUUUGCAACCGACCCCAGGAACGAUACGAUUUAUCGCAAAUACCUGUACGUGUUGGGUACGAGAGACAUCCCACCCCUGGUCAGCCAGGACCCAGGUGAUUCAGCUCACCUGUGUGACUGUGUCGAGGUCUAUCUCCAGUCCAGUGGCCAACGCGUCUUCAAGAUGACUUUUCAUUCUUCCAUGAGGUUCAAGAAGAUCAAACUGGUGGGACAGGAGACCGAGAGGUCCCUGCUGCUCCUCACAGAUGACGGCAAGAUCUACAGUUUGACCAUCAACGAGACGCAGCUUGACCAGCCUCGCUCCUACACUGUACAACUCUCCACACGCAAGAUCACCAAGUGUCUGCCCCACAUCAACGUCAGCCAGGUAUUGUCCAACCAGAGCAGUGCCCUGUACAUCACAGACUCAGGUGCGGUUUACCUGGAGGUCCACACAGCAGGUGUGUACCGGGACCUGUUCGGGACCCUCCACGCCUUCGACCCCUUCGACCAACAGAUCCCUCUGGCACUGGCUCUCUCCUCAAAGGUGGUGAGCUGCUCGCUGGGCUAUAACCACCUA